UUCAUAUUUAGCCCUUCGGGAAAGCUAGUGCAAUUGGAAUAUGCCCUAGCUGCUGUGUCUGCAGGUGCUCCAUCUGUUGGAAUAAUGGCCUCCAAUGGUGUUGUCAUUGCAACUGAAAAUAAGCACAAAUCGACUUUGUAUGAAGAACAUAGUGUAAAUCGAGUCGAAAUGAUCACAGGACAUAUUGGCAUGAUAUAUUCAGGCAUGGGACCUGAUUACAGGCUUUUAGUUAAACAGGCAAGAAAACUCGCUCAAAAUUAUUAUCUUACAUAUAAAGAGCCCAUUCCAGUUGCUCAGCUAGUGCAACGGGUUGCUACAUUGAUGCAGGAAUAUACUCAAACUGGUGGUGUUCGACCAUUUGGCGUUUCACUAUUGAUUUGUGGAUGGGAUUCUGACCGUCCAUAUUUGUUCCAAUGCGAUCCUUCUGGUGCUUACUUCGCAUGGAAAGCAACUGCAAUGGGCAAAAAUGCUGUCAACGGAAAGACAUUUUUGGAAAAAAGGUAUAGCGAAGACCUCGAGUUGGACGAUGCAGUGCAUACAGCGAUUCUAACUCUGAAAGAGGGAUUUGAAGGAAAGAUGACAGCCGAUAACAUUGAAGUUGGAAUAUGUGAUCGUAACGGUUUCAAACGUUUAGAUCCAGCUACCGUAAAGGACUACCUGGUUAAUAUACCCUAGAUCA
This is a messenger RNA of Musca vetustissima, 679 nucleotides long. RefSeq names its product proteasome subunit alpha type-2 (gene Prosalpha2). The transcript is spliced from 4 exons. Gene Ontology annotation, cellular component: proteasome core complex; proteasome core complex, alpha-subunit complex. Lineage: Eukaryota; Metazoa; Arthropoda; Insecta; Diptera; Muscidae. The record is from RefSeq and is a predicted model, not a curated record. Bases 85 to 675 code for a protein of 196 amino acids.